This is a messenger RNA of Nanorana parkeri, 1458 nucleotides long. RefSeq names its product olfactory receptor 1020-like. The record is from RefSeq and is a predicted model, not a curated record. NCBI's taxonomy places the organism in Eukaryota, Metazoa, Chordata, Amphibia, Anura, Dicroglossidae. The coding region runs from base 1 to 1458 and encodes 485 amino acids. Gene Ontology annotation, biological process: G protein-coupled receptor signaling pathway; sensory perception of smell. Gene Ontology annotation, cellular component: membrane. Gene Ontology annotation, molecular function: olfactory receptor activity; odorant binding; G protein-coupled receptor activity. The transcript is spliced from 4 exons.
AUGGGCACAUGGAAUAACACAAACCCCUCUUACUUUGUCUUGUUAGGACUCACUAAUGACCCUACCCUUCAGAUCUUUCUUUUUGCUUUAUUUUUACUCUUCUAUAUCAUGACUCUCCUGGCUAAUAUUGGCAUCAUGGCAAUCAUCAAAGCAGAUUCUCGGCUUCAUACACCCAUGUACUUUUUUAUAAAUAACCUUUCUUUCUUAGAUCUUUGUUAUUCUACUAUAAUAACACCAAAGACUUUAGAAACCUUCUUGUCGGUUACAAAGUCUAUUACUUUCUUUGAGUGUGUCAUGCAGAUGUAUUUGUUUGGUGCUUCAGUUAGUCUUGAGUGCUUUUUGCUAGGGAUGAUGGCUUAUGACCGCUAUAUCGCCAUUUGUAAUCCUCUAUUGUACAUGACGGUUAUGAACAAGAUGUUCACCAGACAACUUAUAGGACUUGCCUACCUUGGAGGGUAUCUCAAUGCAACAAUUCAUACUUCUUGUACUUUUCAACUGCCAUUCUGCCAAAGUAAUGUAAUAGACCAUUUCUAUUGUGAUGUCCCUCCUCUUCUAAAGCUAUCAUGUGUUGAUACCACUAUGAAUGAACUUGUGAUGUUCAUCUUUGGAGGGCUUGCUGAAUUUAGUUCACUCACAACUAUUGUAGUAUCCUAUAGCUAUAUUAUUUCUGCUAUAAUGAAUAUCCAAUCCAAGCAGGGCAGGAAGAAAGCAUUUUCCACCUGUACAUCUCACCUAAUGACAGUUAGUUUGUUCUAUGGUACCAUCGUUUUCAUGUACAUGCGACCAUCCUCUAGUUACUUCAUGAGUCAGGACAGAGUGGCUUCAGUAUUUUACACCUUGAUCAUUCCUAUGCUAAACCCACUGAUCUAUAGUUUGAGAAACAAGGAGGUAGCAAGAUCGUUGAUGAAAAUGAGAGGAAAACAGAUCCCCUCUGAUGACCAACGUGCCUCUGAUUCUCUGAUCCCUAAAAGGAGUAGCAGUGGUGGCUGCAGCUCCCUCUGCUCAAAGAGUUACCUGAAGCUCCAGCACCCAGGCCUGGAUGCAAGGGGCACUCACAGGCAGCCCCUGAACCACAUGAUUGUUGACUACAUUGGGUCCAAGGCUGAUGUGGACACUCGCAAAAGUGAAAAUCAGGCUGGACUACCAGGCAAAGCUUGCACAAUUGCCUGCUUAGACACAUCUGUCAAUGAAGGAGUGCUCUUAGCAUCAGUCACCUGCAUCAGCGGCAUAUCAGUUGUCACUAUUAUGAUUUCCUAUGGUUACAUAAUAUAUAUUGUACUUGGAAUUCGCUCUACAGAAGGAAGACGUAAAAUCUUCUACACUUGCUCCUCUCACCUGGCUGUUGUCUUAAUGUUUUAUGGCACAAUAUUGUUUAUGUAUCUACGUCCUAGCGCCCAUUUAAGGAUCGAAGAAUGUUCAUUGAAACUUGGUUACGACUUUCUUCCUCAUUAUUCCUGA